AUGAAGUUUUCCGUGAUCGCAGCCGUGGCCUUCUCGGCCGCCUCGGCCAACGCCAUCGCCAUCGCGGCGGCCGAGGCCAACCCUUCCCCCGAGGCAUGGUGCUUCUGGAAGGGCGAGGGCUGCUGGAAGGCGAAGCGGGCGGCCGAGGCCUUCAGCUCGGCCCUGCAGUCGACCGGCGGGUACAAGGAGUCCCGCGCCGCCGACAUCUCGAACCAGCCGGGCGGCGCCGCCUACCACGCCAAGAGGAACUUUGAGCAGCUCGCCGCCAUCGUCGCCUCGGUCUACCCCAGCCCGGAGGCCCUCUACGAGGACCUCAACCUCAUCGGCGCGUUCCCCCCGGACUCCAACCUCACCAUCCCCGAGGGCCAGGGCCCACCGCCGCCGUCCGGCCUCGCGGCCCGUGACGAGGCCGCGGCCAUCGACCCGAGGUGGUGCUUCUGGAAGGGCGAGGGCUGCUGGAAGCGCGAGGCGACGCCCUGGUGCUUCUGGAAGGGCGAGGGGUGCUGGAAGCGCGGCGUCGAGAUGAGCAAGCGCGAGGCCGAGGCGAACCCCUGGUGCUUCUGGAAGGGCGAGGGCUGCUGGAAGCGGGCCGACGAGGCCAGCUCGGCGGUCGACAAGCGCGACGCGGCCCCGGCGUUCUGCCCCUUUGGCGGCGAGGCCGGGUCCGUGUGCUACGCCUCCAAGCGCGACUUCAUCGAGGCCGACAGGCGCGCCUGUGAGGAGCCCGGCCAGGCGUGCCACAAGGCCCGCACCGCCGCCGAGGCCCUCAUCCGCGCCAUCGAGGACGGCGGUGAGGCCGAGGCCGUCUCCAAGCGCGACGUCUCCCAGGACCUCGAGGCCCGCUGGUGCUUCUGGAAGGGCGAGGGCUGCUGGAAGCGCGACGGCAUGGACGAGGUCGUCGCCCGCUGCAACAGCCCCAGCGGCGCCUGCACUGCUGCCCGCCGCGACCUGACCAGCAUGCACGCCGCCGCGCGCAACCUCCUCGACUCUCUUGACGCCGAGGUCGUGUAG
Diaporthe batatas is the source of this 1011-nucleotide messenger RNA. RefSeq lists its product as uncharacterized. NCBI's taxonomy places the organism in Eukaryota, Fungi, Ascomycota, Sordariomycetes, Diaporthales, Diaporthaceae. The record is from RefSeq and is a predicted model, not a curated record. The transcript has a single exon. Bases 1 to 1011 code for a protein of 336 amino acids.